Cottoperca gobio is the source of this 2619-nucleotide messenger RNA. RefSeq names its product peptidylprolyl isomerase domain and WD repeat containing 1 (gene ppwd1). Gene Ontology annotation, molecular function: protein binding; peptidyl-prolyl cis-trans isomerase activity. The transcript has 11 exons. Gene Ontology annotation, biological process: protein peptidyl-prolyl isomerization. The record is from RefSeq and is a predicted model, not a curated record. Bases 354 to 2240 code for a protein of 628 amino acids. Lineage: Eukaryota; Metazoa; Chordata; Actinopteri; Perciformes; Bovichtidae.
CAGGUUGAAGUCGUUUAAACACGUGAUGGAUUGAACAAUUACCCUAAUACAGACAUUAUUAUUCUUUUUUAAACAAGAAAAUAAAAACACUUGUUUGGAAAGGUAGACAAAUACGUUAAGUGGUGGAUAUUGUUGCCCCUUGUAUCUAUAUCUGUGCACGUAAACGUCCCAGUUUUAUUUCUUUGAGUACAACCAGUAUAAAAUAAGUUCUUGUAUAUAAAAUAAGUGGCCUCAUCAUUUGUACGUUUUGAUCAAAUAUUGCAUGAUAUUAACCAGUAAGAGACAAUUCCGAAAUCUGCGCGCCGAACGGAAGUACCGUAUUACAGAAAGGACAACACGGAAGAUCGGCAGCAAUGGCGGCGGCUGAAAACAAUGUGGAACUUAAGCGAAAAGCAGAUGACACUCAGGAUGGAGAAGGUGGUGACAAAGAAGAAGAAGAAGAGUGGGUCGGACCCAUGCCAAGCGAAGCUUCCGAGCCUAAGAAGAGGAAAGUACUCGAAUAUGAGCGUGUAUACCUGAAAAACCUCCCCUCAGCUGCGAUGUAUGAACGGAGCUACAUGCACAGAGACGUUAUCACACAGAUAGUUUGUUCCAAGACAGACUUCAUUAUCACUGCCAGCCAGGAUGGCCAUGUCAAGUUUUGGAAGAAGAAGGAAGAUGAGGGAAUCGAGUUUGUCAAACACUUCCGAAGCCAUCUUGGUGUGAUAGAAAGCAUUGCAGUGAGUUCUGAAGGGGCUCUUCUCUGUUCUGUUGGUGACGAUCAGGCCAUGAAAGUAUUUGAUGUGGUCAACUUUGACAUGAUCAAUAUGCUGAAGUUGGGCUUUCAUCCAGGCCAGUCUGAGUGGAUCUACAAUCCUGGAGAUGCCAUUUCCACAGUGGCCUGCUCGGAAAAAUCCACAGGGAAGAUCUUCGUCUAUGACGGAAGGGGAAGCAACCAGCCCCUCCACGUCUUCGACAAGAUGCACUCCUCCCCGCUGUCCCAAAUCCGCCUGAAUGCUAAAUUUAGAGUCAUCGUCUCUGCCGACAAAGCAGGAAUGCUGGAAUACUGGACUGGCUUCCGAAGUGAAUUCAAGUUCCCCAAGUAUGUGCAAUGGGAAUACAAAACAGACACAGACUUGUAUGAAUUUGCGAAACACAAAACCUAUCCCACCAGCCUCGCGUUUUCUUAUGAUGGGAAGAAAAUGGCCACCAUUGCUACCGACAGGAAAGUUCGGAUCUUCCGCUUCCUAACGGGAAAACUGAUGAGAGUGUUCGACGAGUCGUUAACUAUGUUCACAGAGUUGCAGCAGAUGAGGCAGCAGCUGCCCGACAUGGAGUUCGGCAGGCGGAUGGCGGUGGAGAGAGAACUGGAGAAGGUGGACGGGAUCCGACUGACAAAUAUCAUCUUUGAUGAGACCGGCCACUUCGUGCUGUAUGGGACCAUGUUGGGCAUCAAGGUCAUCAAUUUGGAAACCAACAGAUGUGUGCGGAUCCUCGGGAAGCUGGAGAACAUUCGCGUGGUGCAGCUCGGUCUGUUCCAGGGCGUUGCAAAGGCCAUGCAAGUGGCAACCACAGUGGAGAUGAAGGCGUGUGAAAACCCUGCCUUAGAGAACAUGAUGCCCGACCCCACCAUAUUCUGCACCGCAUUUAAGAAGAACCGCUUCUACAUGUUCUCAAAGAGAGAACCAGAGGAUACGAAGAGCGCAGACUCGGACAGAGACAUCUUUAACGAGAAGCCCUCGAAGGAAGAGGUGAUGGCUGCCACGCAGGCUGAGGGCCCCAAGAGAGUGUCUGACAGUGCCAUCAUCCACACCACCAUGGGAGACAUCCACAUCAAGCUUUUCCCCGUAGAAUGCCCCAAAACUGUGGAGAACUUCUGUGUUCACAGCAGGAACGGUUACUUCAACGGCCAUAUAUUCCACAGAGUGAUCAAGGGUUUUAUGAUUCAGACGGGAGACCCCACAGGCACAGGCAUGGGAGGAGAGAGCAUCUGGGGAGGAGAGUUCGAGGACGAGUUCCACGCCACGCUGAGGCACGACCGCCCGUACACACUCAGUAUGGCGAACGGAGGCCCCGGCACCAACGGCUCACAGUUUUUCGUGACUGUAGUACCAACUCCUUGGCUCGACAACAAGCACACAGUGUUUGGAAGAUGCACAAAGGGCAUGGAGGCCGUCCAGAGGAUCUCCAAUGUCAAAAUUAACCCCAAGACCGACAAACCGUAUGAAGACAUCAGCAUAAUCAACAUCACCGUAAAGUGACCGUAUGUCUUGAACAUGUCCUGUACAGUGAUGCUUUGUUUUUUGUACCAGAGUGAGUUAUUAAAGAAUGCUUUGAGCGAGACUAUAGUUUGUAUUUGUGGUGCAGAGUUCACCUCAAAGAAGCUACAAAGCCAGAUAAAUAAGGUCAAUUAGUUUAUUUAACAGCAACACAUUGUGAAUCAUUUACAAGAGCCAUCAUCAGGUCCACGGGUAACAAAGGUUCUGAUGCGCAUUGUGCUUCAACGUUUCAAAAACAAAUGGAAAUGUUUUUAUUAACUGGAAAGGCUUUUCACACAUGCAAUUUUUUUAUUUAUUAUUAGUAUUUUUAUACAUAGAUACAUGUAAACAUUACAUAGCAAUGAAUAAAGAUGAAGUCAAA